Struthio camelus australis is the source of this 2609-nucleotide messenger RNA. The record is from RefSeq and is a predicted model, not a curated record. Lineage: Eukaryota; Metazoa; Chordata; Aves; Struthioniformes; Struthionidae.
UUAACAUAAAAAGACAUCUCUGUAAUUUUGUUUCCAGCCCCAUCUGUUUUGAUAUGAUUGAAGAAGCCUACAUGACAAAAUGUGGACACAGCUUCUGCUAUAAAUGUAUUCAUCAGAGCUUGGAAGACAAUAACAGAUGUCCCAAAUGUAACUAUGUUGUGGACAACAUAGAUCAUCUUUACCCCAACUUCUUAGUCAAUGAACUUAUUCUUAAACAGAAGCAAAGAUCUGAGGAGAAAAGAUUCAAACUGGACCAUUCAGUGAGUAGCACCAAUGGCCAUAGAUGGCAGAUUAUUCAAGACUUGCUGGGAACUGAUCAAGACAAUCUUGACUUGGCCAAUGUCAACCUGAUGCUGGAGCUGUUGGUGCAAAAGAAGAAGCAGUUGGAAGCAGAGUCCCAUGCUGCGCAAUUGCAGAUCCUUAUGGAAUUUCUCAAAGUUGCCAGGAGAAAUAAACGAGAGCAAUUGGAGCAGAUCCAGAAGGAGCUAAGUGUGCUGGAAGAGGAUAUUAAGCGAGUAGAGGAAAUGAGUGGCUUGUACUCCCCAGUCAGUGAGGAUAGUACGGUGCCCCAGUUUGAAGCUCCCUCACCUUCACACAGUAGCAUUAUUGAUUCCACGGAGUAUAGCCAGCCUCCAGGCUUCAGUGGCAGUUCUCAGACCAAAAAACAACCAUGGUAUAAUAGCACGCUAGCCUCAAGACGGAAGAGGCUCACAGCUCAUUUUGAGGACCUAGAGCAGUGCUAUUUUUCCACAAGGAUGACACGUGUCUCAGAUGACAGCAGAACCACAAGCCAACUGGAUGAAUUUCAGGAGUGUCUAUCCAAGUUCACACGCUACAACUCUGUCCGACCCCUGGCAACGCUGUCUUACGCUAGUGACCUCUACAAUGGUUCCAGCAUAGUGUCCAGUAUUGAGUUCGACCGAGACUGUGACUACUUUGCCAUUGCUGGGGUGACAAAGAAGAUUAAAGUCUAUGAGUAUGGUACAGUCAUUCAGGAUGCGGUGGAUAUUCACUACCCUGAGAAUGAAAUGACCUGUAAUUCCAAAAUCAGCUGUAUCAGCUGGAGUAGUUACCACAAGAACCUGUUAGCCAGCAGUGACUACGAAGGCACCGUCAUCCUGUGGGAUGGGUUCACGGGACAAAGAUCCAAAGUCUACCAGGAGCAUGAGAAAAGGUGCUGGAGCGUUGACUUUAAUUUGAUGGACCCUAAGCUAUUGGCUUCAGGCUCUGACGAUGCAAAAGUGAAGCUGUGGUCUACGAACUUGGACAAUUCAGUAGCAAGCAUCGAGGCCAAGGCUAAUGUGUGUUGUGUCAAAUUCAGCCCUUCUUCUAGGUAUCACCUAGCUUUUGGCUGUGCAGAUCACUGUGUUCACUACUAUGAUCUUCGCAACACUAAGCAGCCAAUCAUGGUGUUCAAAGGGCAUCGCAAGGCAGUCUCCUACGCGAAAUUUGUGAGUGGGGAAGAAAUUGUCUCUGCGUCAACAGACAGUCAGCUGAAGCUGUGGAACGUAGGGAAGCCUCACUGCUUGCGCUCCUUCAAGGGUCACAUCAACGAGAAAAACUUCGUAGGGCUGGCAUCCAAUGGAGACUACAUUGCCUGUGGAAGCGAAAAUAAUUCCCUUUACCUAUACUAUAAGGGCCUCUCAAAGACACUGCUAACAUUCAAGUUUGAUACAGUCAAAAGUGUCCUGGACAAGGACCGGAAAGAAGAUGACACCAAUGAGUUUGUGAGUGCUGUCUGCUGGAGGGCACUACCAGAUGGGGAGUCCAAUGUGCUGAUUGCUGCUAACAGUCAGGGUACAAUUAAGGUACUGGAGCUGGUAUGAAGGGUUUUCUCUCAAGGCAUGAGGUACUUGGUCCUGCUGAUAUGCUACAGCGUUCGUCUGGGAUCCUCAGUGGGACAAGAAACCGAAACCACCUUGAUGUUCCUCCCCAAAACCGUCAUGUUUGGGUUUUUUCCAUUUAUGGACAUUCUAGGACAUUUGAGACACUGGGAACACCAGUGAACUGUCUGCCAUCAACAUUAACUCCACAGACUUUGCUGCUGCUGGUGGUGAUGCAUUAAAGGUGUCAGCCAGGUUGACACCUUUGGAGACUGAAGUCCUCUGGUUAUGAAGAAGAGAAGGGCAGCUUCCCCUUCCUUCUGUCCUUAUGCAUCUGCCUCAACCUGAAGGGGCUGCUCCUAAGGAGAGGAGUAAUCUGUCCUUUUGUCCACCUGAGCCUAGGCCUCUGCUGCCUGCCAACAGAAGUGUGUUGAGAUGAAGUGAACUGCGGUUGCCUGGGACCUGGACUGACCUCACCAAAAUGUCAUGGGAUAAUGACCUCAUCACCACUGAUCUGGCUGUGUUUGCCUAUCUCAGCUAGAGGAGAAAGUUUGUAGAUCCACUUACCAAAGCCCUGCACCACUUAACCUCCUACGUGGUCUAAUUACGUUUGCCCCUCUCUGCAAAUCAUCUGUGGAAGCCGAGCAUUUCGAACGUUGUAAUAAGAGGGGGAAUGGAAUUGGUUUGUAAUGUGUUUCAGAGCCAUGAUAUAAGUAGCCUUAUUUUUAAUGGUCAUGCAUACACUUAAUUGUACAUAUGGAGGGGGAAUAAACCAUGAUGCUAAGA